UUUAUAAUUAAUUGAAUAUGAAGAACGCAAUCUUCGCCUUAAUGGCAGUCAUGAUGUUGACUUCUAGUGUUGUCAGCGUACAGGCUAGAGCAACUGGAUUAAAGAAGAAUCUCAAGGCUCAGCCUACCGUUCAAGAACUUUUUGACUCAUUCUUGGAAGGAUUUGAUGUCAAUUCAUUUGUCACUAACUCAACUGAAUGUAUCCAUAAAACCGAAAAAGGAUAUGUAGACAUUUCUGAAGCUGUAAACCAUCUCAUUCACAGAGGAUGGACUUGGGAAAAUCACCUUGAUUUACUCGGAUCCUUCGGAAAUAUGACUCCAAUUACCAGAACCUGCUUUGAUGUUGCAGUUGGAGCCAGAGACCAAAUCACCGACUUUUUCGGAAACUUCGAUGGAUUCAUCGACUUUGCCACUCAAGUAAAGGAUGGAGCAAUUGCCAAUGCCUGGGAAUGGUACACAAUUUCUUCUGCCAUUGUCUCCUCGAUCCAAGGAAACAGACCAAAGGAAGUCGCUUUCCAAGCUGGUAAAGCUUUGGCUCUUCUUUUCAAAUUCAACCCAAGAUUCACCGCUCAAGAUAUCGUUAAGACCAUAGUUAGCCUUCCAAGCCUUAAGCCACUCGAAGAUUUUCUCGUCGGAUUUAUUGAGGGAUCAACUGUAUUCGAUUCAGAAAACAUCAAAGGUUGCGUUUCAGAGACUGAGUUCUUAGUCCAAUCAGUUGAAGAUGCCAACAAAGAGUUUUCCAGAGGAACUGAAGCUGGAUUUAGAGAAGGAGUCUUCGAAAUUGCUGAUGUCUUUGAAAGACUCAAGCCUCUCAAUGAAGGCUGCUACAAGGGAGCAAAUGAUGUGAUUAGAAUUGUAACUAACAUGUAUAAUACUUUUAAUUCUCCACUUGACAUCGUGAUCAAUGCUGCAAGAAAUGGACCAGCCAUCUCAGCCUCGGCCCUUGGCCUCUACCAGGCAUUCAGAAACGAAAACUGGAAGACUGUUGGCAGAGAGGGAGGAAGAAUCUUCUUCUAUGUUUUUAAGACUGGUUAAUCCCUUGUUAAAAAUUGUUAC
Molecule: messenger RNA, 1055 nt
Organism: Moneuplotes crassus
Lineage: Eukaryota; Ciliophora; Spirotrichea; Euplotida; Euplotidae
Source: the annotation of a GenBank genome assembly